Messenger RNA from Dacryopinax primogenitus, 1155 nucleotides. RefSeq names its product P-loop containing nucleoside triphosphate hydrolase protein. The transcript has 5 exons. Gene Ontology annotation, molecular function: ATP hydrolysis activity; ATP binding. The record is from RefSeq and is a predicted model, not a curated record. Bases 7 to 957 code for a protein of 316 amino acids. NCBI's taxonomy places the organism in Eukaryota, Fungi, Basidiomycota, Dacrymycetes, Dacrymycetales, Dacrymycetaceae.
GCAGGAAUGUACCGUUUCUCAGACGGAGAAGCAACACCAAGCCAGAAAGCAGCUCUCGUCCCCAGCACCAUCUCCAACCUAGCAAUAGAAGUCCAUUCCCUCACCUACGCAUUCCCCCACACCCCGCCUGCCUUGCGCGACCUCACCCUGCUCGUCCAGCCCGGACAGAGGAUCAUCCUCAUCGGAGCGAACGGCGCGGGGAAGAGCACGCUUUUGCAGUUGCUUGCGGGGAAGAGGCUGACAAAGGAGAGCAUACAUGUUUUGGGAAAGGACGUCUUUCAUCAAGGGAGUCAAGGAGUCACCUUCCUCGGUACGGAAUGGGCUUCCAACCCCGUUGUGAGAUCCGACAUCCUCGUAUCUACAUUCCUCGACUCCGUAGGUGGAUGGAGACACAAAGAGCGUCGAGAUCGUCUCCUAGACCUGUUAGACGUCGACCUAGACUGGCACAUGCACGCCAUCUCCGACGGCGAGCGAAGGCGUGUACAGCUCUGUAUGGGUCUUAUGGCUCCUUGGGAAAUGUUGCUCCUGGACGAAGUGACGGUAGACCUGGACGUGCUGGUCCGACAUCAUCUACUCGGGUUCUUGAAAGAGGAGAGCGAGCAAAGAGGGGCUACUGUCAUCUACGCGACACACAUAUUUGACGGACUGGGCAGUUUCCCGACGCAUAUCGCCCACCUACACCUAGGCACUCUGACAACCGCAGCGCCCAUCCCCUGGCCUAUCCCUCCCGGUCACCCUGGGCUGCCCCUCAAGCUGCGGAGCACUUCAGAGCCGUAUGGACUGUGGGACCUCGCCCUUGCUUGGCUGGAAGAAGAUCGGGAGAGGAGGAUACGCGAGGGGGAGAGGGCGCGCAGUGGGAGUGGGCGUGGGGGGAGGGCGGGACAGAGGGGCGCGAGGAGGGAAGAGGUCGAGAGGGAUAGCGAGGCGUUUUAUAAGAAGUACGACUAUUCGCAUUGAACCAGUCAUGCCGGGGAAGGAUAGAAGUGAAGAGUAGGAGGAUAGCGGGCCUUCAACGGCACCUUGGGGCACUCAACAUGUCCCUGCUAUCUGGUCAUAUCUUCAGGAGGCGAGGAGGCAAGGCUGACCCUGUACACUAAACGAGUACCUCAUCUGUACUGUAUGCAUUCAACAACCGCAUUAGAUACCGUCAAGAAU